Messenger RNA from Rhizoctonia solani, 918 nucleotides. Its product is annotated as Zinc finger, ZZ type protein. The coding region runs from base 1 to 918 and encodes 305 amino acids. Lineage: Eukaryota; Fungi; Basidiomycota; Agaricomycetes; Cantharellales; Ceratobasidiaceae. The transcript is spliced from 7 exons. Gene Ontology annotation, molecular function: zinc ion binding. The record is from RefSeq and is a predicted model, not a curated record.
AUGGGACUUUUUGAUUUUUUGCCUGGAAAAGAGAAGCCCUCUGAGCAUGCUACUAAUCGUCCUGCCGAGUCGUCUUCGUCUGGUGCUCCUCCUGCUGCCGACUUGGACGCUCCCCCUGCAUAUCAUUCAAUUAACGGUCACUCAAUUAAGACAAGUGCCGCCCACGAUGCUGCAGCAGCUUAUAACCACAUACAUCAAGGGGAUAACGAAGACCCUGCCAUUUGGUCAUGCAGAGGAUGUGGCGUAACCAACGCGCCAGUCCGAUACAAGUGCAUAUUAUGCCGUAGUUUCUCCCUAUGCUUCGAAUGCCACAAGAACCCAACGGAACAUCACACCAAACACGCACCUCACAACUUUGCGCUCGUGACCUCGGCUGAAGGCAUUUGGGCAUGUGACGGGUGCGGAACACGAGACGCGCCGCUGCGAGCCAAGUGCCGGUCUUGUCCCGAUUCGGAUCUGUGUUUGGACUGUUUUACGGGACGAGGUGUGGCGAAUGUGCAUCCUGCUCAUCCCCGGGAGGAAGACUUUACUUGGGCACUGUACAGUGAUGCUGUGUGGGAGUGUGAAGGAUGUGGAUCCAAGAAUGGAGAUUUGGCAUUCAAGUGCAGGAGCUGUCGUGAUUUGAGUUUGUGCCCCAAAUGCUUUGGGUCUGUUGAGAAACACCACAAACUUCACUCAAGCCAGAGUGACUACAUGCCAGUCAUUUCAUUGAACCGUUGGUGGAAGUGUGAAUCUUGCGGGACUCCGCAAGAAAAGCUAAUUGAGAAGAAACGGGCGUCGGUGCGCUGGGACUGCAAGCAUUGCGAGAACGAUUCGUUGUGCUCGAAAUGCUUUGAGAAAGUUGACAAGAAACACAAGAAGCAUCCUCGCUCUGAAGAUUUUGCAGCAGUAUUCUACCUAGAUAUGUGCGUUGAAUAA